ACUUUCAAACAACUGUCAGACUACGCCAGAGACAGCAAGGUUCAAAGGCACAGCAAGCCAAAUUUAUCUGGGACCAGAAGAAAAUGAAUGGUUUUUUACCAUGGAACUUCAAAACAAGUUUCCAGGAUUUAUUAUUCAAUGGCAGGGAAACAAGUGACCAGGAAGAGGAAAUGAAUUCAGAAAUUAUCCUUGAACAGAUUCUUAUAAAAAGGUCACAGCAGAAAAAGAGGACUUCUCCCCUCAACUACAAGGAAAGAAAUUUUGUGCUAACAAAGUCAAGGCUUACCUACUACGAAGGACGCCCUGAGAAGAAAAACAAGAAAGGAUCAGUUGACAUUACAAAAGUCAGGUGUGUGGAAAUUGUAAAGAAUGGAACGGACUCUGUCCCUUGCCAAAACAAAUAUGCAUUCCAGGUUGUCUAUGAUAACAGCACACUAUACGUUUUUGCACCAACAGCCGAAAUCAGGCAACAGUGGGUGAAAGUUCUAAAAGAAGAAAUAAAGAACAACACCUACAUUUUAGCAAAAUAUCACCCUCAAUUCUGGGCAGAUGGGGUUUAUCAGUGUUGUAGGCAAACAGACAAAUUAGCUCCAGGAUGUGAAGAAUAUAAUCUUUUUGGAGAUAUUACAAGAAAGCCUCUGCCUCCAACUCCAGAUGCAAUCAUGUCACGGCCUCCACCCCCUCUCCCUCCAGAAGAAAAAACAGAUGGAGAAAAGGGAGAGAGAGACGAAAUGGUUAUCGCAAUGUUUGAUUUCUUUCCAGCUGAAUCACACGAUCUCGCUCUGGUCACUGGAGAAGAAUAUGUCAUAGUCGAAAAAAAGGAUGCCCAUUGGUGGAAAGCAAGGGAUAAAUAUGGGAAAGAGGGAUACAUUCCAAGCAAUUAUGUCACAGAGAAGAAAUUAGACAAUCUAGACCAGUAUGAGUGGUAUAGCAAAAGUAUGAACCGAAGUAAAGCAGAACAGCUCCUUAAAAAUGCAGAUAAAGAAGGAGGUUUUAUCGUUAGGAAUUCAAGCCAAGCUGGCUUAUACACUGUGUCACUUUAUACUAAAUAUGGAGGGGAAGGCACCUCAUCAAUAAGGCACUACCACAUUAAAGAGACUGCAUUUCCAAAGCAGUACUACCUUGCAGAGAAACACAUCUUCAGUGCAAUCCCAGAAAUGAUUGAGUAUCACAAACACAAUGCAGCUGGCCUCGUUACCAGACUGCGAUAUCCUGUAUGCUCCAAAACAAAGUCGGCUCCCACGACAGCGGGUUUCAGUUAUGAUAAAUGGGAAAUAAAUCCGUCAGAGCUUACGUUUAUGAAAGAAUUGGGAAGUGGUGUAUUUGGUGUGGUACGUCUAGGCAAAUGGCGAGCCCAAUACAAAGUUGCCAUUAAAGCAAUUCGAGAAGGGGCAAUGUCUGAAGAAGAUUUCAUAGAGGAAGCUAAAGUUAUGAUGAAAUUUACACACCCCAAGCUAGUUCAAUUGUACGGUGUUUGUACACAGCAUCGGCCGAUCUAUAUUGUAACUGAAUUUAUGGAACAGGGUUGCCUCCUGAAUUACCUCCGACAAAAGAAUGGCCAGUUCUCCAGAGACCUUUUACUGAGCAUGUGUCAGGAUGUGUGUGAAGGAAUGACAUACCUAGAGGAGAACAAUUUCAUACAUCGUGACCUGGCUACCAGGAACUGUUUGGUAAAUGAUGGAGUAGUAAAGGUGUCUGAUUUUGGAAUGACGCGUUAUGUACUGGAUGAUCAGUAUACGAGUUCCUGCGGAGCUAAAUUUCCAGUAAAAUGGUCUCCACCUGAAGUUUUCAAUUACAGCAAGUUCAGCAGUAAAUCAGAUGUCUGGUCAUUUGGCGUAUUAAUGUGGGAAGUAUUCACAGAGGGGAAGAUGCCCUUUGAGACAUAUUCAAACGUUGAAGUGGUGGAUAUGGUGACAAGAGGAGAGAGACUGUAUCGACCGAAGUUGGCAACAAAAAGAAUAUUUACGGUUAUGAUGGCUUGUUGGCAUGAGAAACCAGAAGGAAGACCCAGAUUUUGUGAUCUGAUGCUUGCCAUCGGUCAGAUACUAGAAGAAGACUUUUAGGAUGCUUCUGUGACAACCAUCCACAUCGACGAGGAAGAUACAUUUUGUGGAGAGUGUUUAUGUAAUCAGAAGGAUUUAAAUAUUCAAAACAUCCGUUUUAUUUUGAUGGACAGAGUAUGCAUUUUUUAUUUUCUUUUAAUUUGUCACACUAAGGAGAAAUUGCUGAUAGUUGCCCAACGCACAUAAUGUUGAUUAAAAAUGGUAUGAAGUUUUUUGAUAAUUUUAUCACUGUAUUUUCUUUUUGUACAUGUAAACCUGUGAUCCUACUGAUCCUGAUCAAUUCUUUUUAACUGUUGUGAUUUACUUUGCUGAUGUGUACCUAACAAGUUUGAGCUGUACAGUGUACAUAUUUAAAUAUA
This is a messenger RNA of Pelobates fuscus (common spadefoot toad), 2422 nucleotides long. It is a transcript of the gene TEC, whose product is annotated as tec protein tyrosine kinase. Lineage: Eukaryota; Metazoa; Chordata; Amphibia; Anura; Pelobatidae. The transcript has 18 exons. Gene Ontology annotation, cellular component: plasma membrane. Gene Ontology annotation, biological process: protein phosphorylation; intracellular signal transduction; adaptive immune response. Gene Ontology annotation, molecular function: ATP binding; non-membrane spanning protein tyrosine kinase activity; protein binding. The coding region runs from base 84 to 2063 and encodes 659 amino acids. The record is from RefSeq and is a predicted model, not a curated record.